AUGGGCUUCAACUAUUUUCUCAUCAUCGUCUUGUUGUUUUUCACGAUUGCUGACCGUUUGUUGGUUGAUGGACUGGGUUGCAAUUGGGGCCUACAAGCGGCCCACCCUCUCCAACCUGAGAUAGUCGUCCAACUGAUGAAGGACAACGGUUUUGACAAAGUAAAGCUGUUUGAAGCCGACCCGGGUGCAAUGAGGGCACUUGGGAGGUCCGGCAUCCAAGUUAUGGUCGGCAUACCGAACGACAUGCUGGCAGGCCUUGCCAGCAGCGUUCGGGCCGCCGAGGACUGGGUGCAGCAAAACGUUUCCAACUACUUGUCCCCAAGGGGAGUUGAUAUAAGAUACGUUGCGGUUGGUAACGAGCCGUUUCUGAAGACAUACGACGACAGGUUUACGAACGUGACCUUCCCGGCACUCGAGAACAUCCAGGCCGCCCUCAUCAAAGCUGGGCUGGGCCGGGACGUUAAGGCCACCGUCCCACUCAAUGCUGACGUCUACCAGUCCGUGUCGGGCCUCCCCUCUGGCGGUGACUUCCGGCCCGACAUCCAUUCUCUCAUGACCUCCAUCGUUAAGUUCUUGAGCGACAAUGGGGCCCCACUCACCAUCAACAUCUACCCUUUCCUCAGCCUCCAGGCCGACCCCAACUUCCCUUUUGACUUCGCCUUCUUCGACGGCCGCGCCACCUCCCUUGUGGACGGCCAGUACACCUACUCCAACGUGUUUGACGCCAACUAUGACACUUUAAUCUCCGCCCUCGACAAAAACGGCUUCUCCAACAUCCCUGUCAUCGUGGGCGAGGUCGGGUGGCCCACGGACGGUGACCGCAACGCCAACCGACAGCUGGCCCGGAGGUUCAACCAGGGCCUGCUUGACCGGAUCGCCCGCGGGCCCGGGACCCCAAAGAGGCCCGACCGCCUCCCGGACAUCUACUUCUUCUCGUUGCUCGACGAGGAUGCCAAGAGCGUUGAUCCCGGAAGGUUCGAGCGCCACUGGGGGCUGUUCUAUUUCGACGGGGCCAUUAAGUACGGGUUGGAUGUGGGCCCGGGCAGGAGGAACCUGACGGCGGCUAAAGGGGUGCGGUACCUUGACCGGCAGUGGUGCGUGAUGAGGGCCGACGCAGACCCGACGGACCCAGGACUCGGGCCGGCCAUUGGAAUGGCGUGCACGUACGCGGACUGCACGAGCCUGGGGCCCGGAUCGUCUUGUGCGGGACUGGAUGGGAGGGGGAACGCGUCGUACGCUUUUAACGUGUAUUAUCAGACUAUGAGUCAGCAGAGGGGGGCGUGCGAGAGGUUUGGGGGCCUGUCCGAGAUCACGAGGAUCGACCCUGGUGCGGGAGGGGACGGCUCGUGCAGGUUUGAGAUCAUGAUUGAUACGGGGAGGCACGUGCGGGCCCGAAACCGGGGGACAUCGGGGGCGGUGGGUCCACGGACCGCUUCUUUUUCUAUGUGGGUGGGCCUACUUGUUUGCGCUUGUCUCAUGAGUUGA
This is a messenger RNA of Striga hermonthica, 1485 nucleotides long. The record is from the annotation of a GenBank genome assembly. NCBI's taxonomy places the organism in Eukaryota, Viridiplantae, Streptophyta, Magnoliopsida, Lamiales, Orobanchaceae.